AUGGCUUCAUACACAAUGGCACCGGGCACCGUGGAAGCUGGCCUUGGAGAGAGGACGGUGGUUGUGGUUGAAAAGAUCGCAUCUUCACGGUGGAGGUGGCGGGUGUGCAGCGUAGUCUUCAUCGUGUCCCUCUGUGUAGCCGGCGCCCUGUUAUUUGCUUGGUACUGGAGCGGAAGGCCAGAAAGGAUGAUGCAGUCAGGCCAGAAAGAAGCACUGAUCGAGAAGGAAACCAGCAAAGCGACAGAUCCCCACAACACACUGAGGCAAAUCAGCAGCAAAGCCAAGGCAGCCAUCCAUUUAGUAGGCUUUUAUGAACACGACAGGAAUUUCAAAGGCCAGGUGGAGUGGAAGAAUGAUCGAGGUCCGGCAUUCGCUCAAGGGGGGUUCAAGCUGCAAGACAACAAGAUAAUCAUCCCACGAACCGGGCUCUACUUUGUCUACAGCCAGGCGUCGUUCAGAGUCACGUGCAACGACGAAGACGACAACGGGAACGCGGGAAGGCACUUCACGCCACUCAGCCACACAGUGCUGCGCUUCUCGGACUCCAUUGGUGGCGACGCUUCUCUGAUGAGCGUAGUGAGGUCGGCCUGCCAGAGCUCUGCCCACGAAGACAGCACCAGAAUCGGAGAGGGCUGGUACAAUGCGCUUUACCUCGGUGCAGUGUUCCAGCUGAACAAGGGAGACAAACUGUGGACGGAGACCAAUCAGCUAGCAGAGCUGGAGACCGAAGGGGACAAGACAUUUUUUGGUGUGUUUGCACUUUAA
Molecule: messenger RNA, 765 nt
Organism: Myripristis murdjan (pinecone soldierfish)
Lineage: Eukaryota; Metazoa; Chordata; Actinopteri; Holocentriformes; Holocentridae
Gene: tnfb
Product: tumor necrosis factor b (TNF superfamily, member 2)
Exons: 4
Coding region: 1-765 (254 amino acids)
Biological process (GO): immune response
Cellular component (GO): membrane
Molecular function (GO): tumor necrosis factor receptor binding
Source: RefSeq, a predicted model, not a curated record